Anguilla rostrata (American eel) is the source of this 4659-nucleotide messenger RNA. RefSeq lists its product as uncharacterized. Lineage: Eukaryota; Metazoa; Chordata; Actinopteri; Anguilliformes; Anguillidae. The transcript has 14 exons. Gene Ontology annotation, biological process: positive regulation of hippo signaling. The record is from RefSeq and is a predicted model, not a curated record. Gene Ontology annotation, cellular component: cytoskeleton; cytoplasmic side of apical plasma membrane. Bases 506 to 2272 code for a protein of 588 amino acids.
ACGGGCACAUGACGGAGUUCCAGAGGCUGGUCAGGACAUUAAUCAUGUGUGGCUAGAAUGUGCAUCUGGCUAAUUAGCCUGGCGCUGCUAGUGCUGAAUCUGGGAAAGAAUGGGGCUCUAAUGUGAAACUCCUGGAAUUUUCUGGAGCUGAGGGCGAUGAACUCAACAUUUUGUGCCCAGUAAAGACUCCAAGGCACAUUUAAAAAAAGUAAAGGAUGAGCGGUUGUUGUUUUUUUUAAUUUUUUUAUUUUUUUACAUGGAGCGUGCUCAGAGCAAGGAUUAUCACAGCACUGAGGGGGGAGUUAAGACCUGCAGAUGGUCCCUGCUCACGUGACUGCAGGUCCUCGGUGCGGUCGGUAAUGCGUGCUAACGAGAGACGAAGAGGAGAUGAAGGAAGCAAGGCGUCUGGACAGAGAGAAGUGAAGCAGUGAGAGACGACAGAAGAGAAAGAGGUUGACGGGCUACGGUUCGGGAGGUAGCAGUCCGAAGAGGAACUCCAGGAAACAUGUCUGUCUUGGCCAAACUGGAGAGGAACGUGUGUGUCCUGCUUCCCAAUAAGGAGCAGUUGGACAUUACUGUGGGGGUGAAAGCCAUAGGACAGGAGGUGUUCAAUCGUGUUUCUGAGCUCGUUGGGAUAAAAGAACUCCACUUCUUUGGCCUCACUGUGGUGAAGGACAAUGAACACAUAUUCCUGGACCUGGAAGAAAAGCUAACCAAGUACUUCCCCAAGGAAUGGAAGCCGGACUCGGGGAAGGGAACCCAGAGACGGGCCCUCCCCCUGCUGCUGUUUCUGAAGGUGCAGUACUACGUGGAGAAUGGCCGACUCAUCUGCGACCGUAAAGCACGGCGGUUGUACUAUGCUGACCUGCGGGAGCGUGUUCUGCGGUCUGAGUGUCGCCAGCAGGAGGCGCUGUACUUCCAGCUGGCAGGGUACGCACUGCAGGCUGACCUGGCCGACUGUCCCCAGCCUGGGCAAGCAGACGGAGAGGUCCAAUACUUCCAACCCAAAGACUAUUUCCCUCCCUGGAUCGUGGCGAAGCGGGGGCGUGAAUACCUCCUUUGCCACGGGCCCAAGGUUCACCGGGAGCUGUGGGGCAUGUCAGCACGCGACGCCAUUCUGCUCUUCAUCCGGGAGUCCUGCCGCCUGGAAGACGUGCCCGUCACUUUCUACAGGCUGCAGAAGGACAAGAAGGAGGAGAGGGGCUCAGCGCUACUGGGUCUAACUCUGAGAGGAAUGCAGGUUUAUCAGGAGAUGAACAACAUACGUCAGCUGCUGUACGAUUUCCCCUGGUCCAACGUGGGACGCCUCACCUUCCUGGGCAAGAAGUUUGAGAUCCAGCCGGACGGCUUGCCUUCGGCCAGAAAGCUGGUGUACUACACGGGGUCACCCUUCCGCUCCAGGCACCUCCUGCAGCACCUGAGCAACAGCCAUCGCCUCUACCUGAACAUCCAGCCCGCCCUCAAACAGCUGCGGCAGCUGGAGGAGAACGAGGAAAAGAAGAGGUACCGGGAGUCCUACAUCAGCGACGACCUGGACCUGGACCCCACGGUGAGCGAGGGCAGCCCCGGCCUCUCCCGCCGCUCCACCAGCAGCUCCGGCAUCGAGGCCGACUCCCGCCAGCGCCGCGUCUCCAUGGAGAUGCCGUCCGUGGAGGAGGAGGAGGAGGCGCUGCAGCGGACGGGCAAGCCCUUCGGCUCGGCGGCCAGCCACGGCAGCUCCCACACCUCGGGCGUGGACACCGGCAGCAAGGCGCGGACCGAGGAAGAUGACUGGCAGGAGGAAGAGGCUGAACUCAGUGUGGACGAACCAGAGGAGGUUUCCGUGGACGAGCCUGAGAUGUUGCGAUUGGUCGAGCUGAUAGAGGGCGUGUCUUUGGACUGCCCUGACCUCACACCUGAGACCCACUGGGGAGAUGAUAUUGAGCAACUGGUGGACGGACCUGACUAUGAGGUGAAAAUGCGGAGCACUGAUUCCCUGGAGCAGGUGCUGAAGUGGAGGACUCGAGGCACUGUUGACAGACACAGUCAGAGCCUGGAUGAUGUUCGUCUGUUCCAGCCCCCCACCCCGCUGGGCACCACCCUCCAGGCCGACACCUCCCACAGCUACACCUUCGGCCUUCCAGACCCCAAACUGGACCCCCAGGGGCCUGUGGGUCGUGGCUGCUACCCCCUCUACUGUCCUGCCAAACCCUCCUUCUAUGGCCGCAGGUCAAUGAACUGCCUCUCCUUGGACCUUCUUGGGGAUGAGCAGCUGUUGGAGUUUAUCCUGUGAGCACUAGAGGGCGCAGCUAAGCUGCAGAUUUUCCCCUGGGAGUAUGCAGAGAGCUCUUGACAAUAACUUCGGGUGUGGAAUUCCCAAUCCUAAAGGACAGAAAGUAUGAGUGCAAAUGAAUAUAUUUGUGAAUGCUGUUGUGUACAGUUGUGUGUGUGUGUGUGUGUAAAUAUUUGACUUUGUUUUCACAUCCCCCUUCACCCCCACCUCCACACCGCUGAUAUCCUGCUGGGGAAGCAGGUUUUCAGUUCCACUCAGUGGGGAACCGCACUGUGAAAGAGAGGCUCUGAACUGUUGCCUGGAGACAGUGCCCUAAACUGUAAACACAAAGUCUCCUCAUUUUCCACCACCCACUUUGGAGACAAGGAAAAUGGGGGUGAAUGGUGGUACUGCUGACCAUGAAAGAGAGGGCUAAGUCACAGGCACACCCAGAAGCCUACCCUGGUAGCACACUACUCAUUGACACACUCCCCUCCACACCGCACCUGCCAUAUUUAUUGUACAUUUUUGUUGCUUUUUAAAAUGUUUUUUUUCAUUUUGUGAAAGCCUCAUUCUCUCAUAAUUACCUUUUCUUGCAACAUCCAGGAUUCGGUCUCUUCUUGCUAAAGUCACUGGUCUGUUUGAACAGACAUGAAACAGACGUCUUGUUUUUGUUUAUUUUAUGUGCUGUUAACUAUACUGUUGCUGUCUAGGGCUGAAUUGAAGACACCCAUCUGAGAGUAACUGAAUGCUAACCUGGAGUGAAUGAGAACUGUUGUAACAUUAUAUUCAUUAGCAGUAUUUUGUUAGUAUUGACAAAGAACACAAAUGUGCUAUUACAGAUGAGGAAUUUUCAUGUGAAAAUGUAUAAUCUUCAUUAUUACCAACAGCAUCGUAACACUUUGCGAAUGCACACUGUACCGUAGCAUUUAUUUGAACAGUGAGCUCUGUAGAUUUUUUAAAUGCACAGCUUAUGCAUACAUAGGUCUUGGUGGAUUAAUAAAUGUGUUUAAUGGGCAUACAAUGUCACACCAACAUUUACAAUUUUACAGAUGUUAUUUGUAAACGCAUGUAUGUGCAAAAGGUUACACACCAUAAUGUCUGCAAAUAAUUUGUAAAUGCAUAUUUGCAUAGUAAGGAUUUACAUUCUGCAUACACACUUAGGAUUCUGCGCUGUGACUAAACAGAUUACUUAUAAAUGCAUAUAUGAACAUAGGAUUCUGCUUUAAAUUUUACGGAUAAUUUGUGAAUACAUACAGCAUAUGCACUUAGGGGUUUAUGCUGCAACUUCUGCAGAUGAUCUGUAAAUUAGUAUUUGCAUGCAGGGUUCCACACUGCAGCUCCUGCUGAGGGAUCUGUAAAUGGGUGUCUGCACGUACGGUUCAACACACUGAGUUCUGGGGUAAAUGGAGCUGGCGCUUGCGCUGUGUCACAGCGCUCCUACAGAGGGUUCGAGCCGAACGCGGCUGUCACUGAAAAAUGUCUUUUUUUUGCUGGCUGCCCCUUUGCCAUGCCAGCCAUUGUUUACUGAUAUGCUGUCUAAAUGAAGUGUUUUCUUCUGUGGCUCUGUAAGUGUAAUCCGUGUAUAGUGGUGCUUGUACAGUUUUCUUUUUUUUUCUUGCUGGCAAAGAGGUGGUUGAAACUAAGAAUGGGUUUUCAGUCUUUGUUUUUCUUUCUUUUCUUUUCUAACUGGUUAAAGUCCUUUUGCAGUAAAGAAACAUACUUUCAUAUUUUCCACAUGAAUCCCCUUACUGUGCAUUGACUUAACAUUCUCUGACAGAGUGCAUUUUCAACACAAGCCUCCUCAUCUGGAUAAUAAUGUGCAUUUGAAGUGGUCUUUCUCCUGUACAAUUCCAUGUCUUCCACUUCCUUCAUCAUUGUGUUAUUUAUUUAUAUGUAGCCAUGAGGAUUUUAAAUAUUGUAAAGAGUGGGACACUCACUAGAGACCUAUUGAUUAAUGCAGCCAGUAUUAACUGUUAAUGCAGUGACUUUCUACUUCAAUGUUUUCAAUUUUUCUAUCAAAAUCCCUUGCAACUUUUUUUAACUUUUUUAAUCUUUAAUCCUUCCUUUUUAUAAUAAUGGAAUGGUCUGUAUUACCUUUAAGAUUAGACAACAGAACAUUUCAUAGACACUACAUGUCUAAUUGUACAUAAAUUGUCGUAUGAGUGAAUGGCUUUCUUGGAACACUGCUCUGUCCAACUCUGGAUGAUUGCAGUUAAUGUUAUUAAUUGGGAUUAAGUUAGUAAUUUAAUUGGAAUGACAGUCCAUAUUAAGCCUGCACAUGCAAUAUUUUACACAUUGAUGAAUGUAUAAUCCAGCGAAUAAUCAAUCAAAUGUAUGUUGAAUUAUCCUCCCAAUCAUGUUUAUUGUUGUUGUUUUUCUAUUAAACUAUUCUACUAUAAACAUUA